Amphiprion ocellaris (clown anemonefish) is the source of this 7065-nucleotide messenger RNA. RefSeq names its product NACHT and WD repeat domain containing 1 (gene nwd1). The transcript is spliced from 23 exons. Bases 969 to 5885 code for a protein of 1638 amino acids. The record is from RefSeq and is a predicted model, not a curated record. Gene Ontology annotation, molecular function: ATP hydrolysis activity; protein binding. Lineage: Eukaryota; Metazoa; Chordata; Actinopteri; Pomacentridae.
AGUUUGGUUUAGGGUAGCUAUCAGGUAGCUCACAGAUUAGUGUCAGAAAUUACAAACUGGAUAACAGUAACUAAUACAUAGCUAACAGUUCAUGUAGGUUAAUAGAUAGCUAGUAGUUCAGUUUUGUUAAGAGUAGCUAUUUGGUUAUUUUAGCUGAAGCGGAUUAAUGAUAGCUAACAGUUGCUAACAGGUAUCUCAUAGCUAACAGCUCCAUCUGGCUAAGGGGAAGCUAACAGGUCAGUUUUCUUGAUAGUAGAUAGCAAAUGGCUAACAGUCAAUAGCUCAGUUUAGAUUAGAAAGGCUAACAGGUGGCUAACAGUUAACAGGUCUUUUUGGCUGAGGGUAGCUAACAGUUCAAUUUAUUGGUUAAAACAGUCUAGCUAAGGGUAGCUAGCGUCUAAUUUAGCAGUUUAAUCAGUUUAGUUUAAACAGGUUAAGCAUAACUAACUAAGAAGUAUCGUAUAGCAGUUAAUUUUAGCGACUGUUUAGUGUCUUAAUUUAGCACAGUUUAAUUUAGCAGACUAAACAGUUUGUUAGGUAAACUACAGAAGCAGCAGACAAUACAUCUUUUGAAUUUAUCACAGCAUGGUUCAUAUUGUAAUCGGCAGUGAUGUAAAAGUGUAAUAAUUUGUAGUAGGUUGGUCACCUCAUGGAGAAACAAAAGGAAGGCCUUUAAAAUCAUUAUCAGGUAUAUUUCAGUCAGAAUGUGAGAUAAUUAAACAGUAUCUAUUCAUGGAUUCUGCCAGUUUUAUCCACUUCAACGUGAUUACAACAACAGUGUGCUACAGUAACACCAAGUGAUGCUCAGCAGCUGCAACUGCAGCUCAUGUGGGAGAAGUGGUUGUUUUGGAGUGAACUCUCUGAGGAGGUCCAACAGGCUGGAGACUGGCAAGCAGCAGCUGACAGAGGGAACAUCAGACGGCUGAAGGAGAAGAGAGGAAGAAGACUGUGGUUUCAGGCUGAAGACGAUGGCCGAGGGUCCAGCAGCAGCAGGAGGAGACGUCAGCCUGCAAGAUGUCCUGAUAGGACGGAUGGAUGGAUCUCAGAGAAUGAAGUCCAACAUGGUCAGAGUGUUCAUCAGCUCCACAUUCACAGAUAUGAGCAGUGAGAGGAAAGCCCUGCUGGAGAAGGCUUAUCCAGAAGUCCUGUCCUUCUGUCGUAGUUUGGGGCUGGUGUUUGAGGUUGUGGAUCUGCGUUGGGGUAUUCGAAAUGUUCCGUCUGGAGACCAUGAAGCCUGUGAGAUCUUCCUGCAGGAGAUCCAGAGAAGUCAGAGGAUGUCAGCUGGUCCAGCUUUCACUGCUCUGCUGGGAAACCGGUAUGGCCACCGAGCUCUUCCUCGUCUCAUCCCAGAGAAACAGUUUGACCUUUUUUUGGCCAAACUCCAUAAAAACCCUGAAGGCAUUAAACAGCUGAAUCAGUGGUUCAUAAAGGACAACAAUGCUGUCCCGCCCACCUACGUCCUGCAGCCAAUCACAGCUCACUUCCCCCACUACAGCGACCUCCAACCUGAGAGUAGGCAGCAGCACGACAGCAAUGUCCUGUCCUGGCGUUUAACAGAGACUCAGCUGUUGCAACUCCUACGAUCUGCGGCCGCUGACUCUGAGGCAGCCGGAGACAUUACAGCUGAGCAGAAACAACACUUUCACACAUCAGUCACAGAGCGGGAAUUUGAGCAGGGUUUGUGGAAGAACAACCAUGUGCCGCCUGCUGUGCUUUUUGUCCGAGAGAUUCCCCGCCAGAGAGUGAGGGAUGGUCCCAAACGUCUCGCCAAGUUCAUGGACGUCACCGCUGACGGGCUGCUGGACGCUGAAGCUCAGGGACUCCUCAGUGGACUGAAGUCACGGCUCUAUGCCACGUCGCAGCAGAUCCUCAACCUGCACUGUGUGGAGCUCAGCAAAGGAAGCAUCGACCCCAAGCGCAAAGAGCACGCUCAGUACCUGGACAGCGUCUGUGAGCAGUUUGUGUCGCAGAUGAAGGCCCGGAUUGGAGCAGCAGUCGACUUGUCGGUGGAGGGCGGGAGGAGGAGGAUCCGGGGAAACAUUCAGGAGGAGAAGCUGGAUGUGUCGGACUGGGUGGUUGAGGAGGUGAUGCAACACGUAGACAUGAGUGUUAAACUGAGUAAAGGUGUCCAUUGCAGGGAGGGCCUUCUGGGUAAGCUCUGCCUUGUCAUGUGGGAGUCUACCAAUGUCCGCCACAGCCCGCUGGUGAUACAUGGCACUGCUGGAAUAGGGAAGACAUCUCUGCUGUGCAAACUAGCGCAGGAGAUGCGAAGUGUCCUGGAGUCCGGGGCGGUGGUGGUGAUCAGGCUGCUGGCAGAUCGUCACCCUCAGAGACCUAACAUUGACCAUGUCCUCCGCAGUGUCUGCCUCCAGGUAUGUCUGGCUUGUGGUCUGCUUCCACCCUCACCUCUGACGACCAGCACUCACCUGGAGCUGCUGCAGUUCUUUAGGAAAGUUCUUGCCGACGUUUCGCAGCAGGGGAACACACUGCUCAUCAUCCUGGACUCUCUGGACCAGCUGUCAGACCAACAUCAUGCUCACAAGCUCCACUGGCUGCCUGUCGACGUCCCGCCCAAUGUCCAUCUGGUGGUCUCCAUGGACACCAACAGUGAGGCAUUUGCCAACAUGCGGCUGAAGCUGGACUCUUUGAGGAGCUUCUUUGAGGUGGAGCGUUUGUCUCGUGAUGAUGGCAAACACAUCAUGGAGUCGUACCUGCGAGCGUCUCAGCGAACAUUGACCUCUGAUCAGAGCGAUGCUUUGCUGCGGAGUUUCGAGCUGACCGGCUGUCCUCUCCACCUCAGACUGAUGCUGUCUGCAGCCAAACGCUGGACAUCAUUCACGCCACUUACUGAGCUGCGCCUGGGCGCCAGUAUGCAGGAGAUGAUGUCACAGUUCUUCCUGAUGCUGGAGGAGAAACAUGGGAAGGAGCUGGUGGGUGGAGCUUUGGGAUACAUCGCUUUGGCAAGGGAAGGUCUGCUGGAGGCUGAGCUACGUGAUGUCAUGUCCCUGGACAACGAUGUCAUCAGCGAGGUGUACAGGUAUUUCCUCCCUCCGACGCCCUCGAUGAUCCGGCUGCCCCCCUUCCUCUGGGCUCGGCUCAGAUGGGACCUCGAGGACCAACUGGAGGAACGGUGGAGUGGCGGAGUCGCCGCCAUCGCCUUCAACAGCCGGCGUCUGUCUGAGGCGGUUUUGGCCCGCUAUCUGACAUCAGAGAGGCGGGGGCGGAGUCUCAGGAUCCUGGCGGAGUAUUUCCUGGGUCGGUGGUCGGGGAAGCUGAAGCCAGUGGCUCUGCCAGGUCUGUCGCUGCUGCUGUCCGACAGAAAGGUCCCAUCACAGCCACUGUGGUUUGCUUCAGGAUUAGCUAACGUCAGAAAGCUCCAGGAGCUGCCCUACCACCUGCUGCACGCCGGCCUGUGGGAUGAACUGCAACAACAAGUCAUUGCCAGUGCUGAGUGGCUUUACUGUAAAAGCAGAGUGUGUGGGGUGUCCAGUGUGAUCCAAGACCUGGACCAGUGUUCCCAGUACAUGGACUGCACUGAAACUGGACUGGUCAGAGAUGCUCUGGUUCUGAUCAAACCCAGCCUGGACUUCUUGGAUGGUCACAUGGACAAGCCUUUGUUCUACACUGAGCUUUUGGCUCGACUCUCUUCCCUCGCCACCGCCUUUCCGACUGUGGUUGGCCAGCUGUGCAGGCAGUGUGAGGAGUGGUUGAUGUCGUGUCUGGAGCCGGUUCUCAUCCCAAAGACCAGCUUCCUGCAGCAGCCAGGGGGGGCGCUGCAGCACACACUGACUGCACUGCAGGGAGGUGUUGUCUGUGUGGACAUCAGCACUGAGAUGAAGCUGCUGGUUGCAGGAUCAGACGACGGUGUGGUGGCGGUCUGGAGCCUCGCUGACAAACAGCUCAGACACACUCUGCUGGGACACACAGCUGCAAUCCUGUAUGUGAAGGUGAUGGACAGCUCCGCCCAGUGCCUCUCAUUGGCUGCUGACAGCUCUCUGAGGAAGUGGAGUCUGACGAACGGCCAACAGCUGCUCUGUAUGCAGGAGGUGGUGCCUGCUGACUCCACCCCUUCCUCAGUGCACCUCCACCUGUCUGAGCAGCUGCUCUUUGUGUACACCAGGACACAGGUGAAGGUGUUGAGACUGGAUGGUUCAGAGCUCCGUCUCAGCAGCAGCAGCAGCGACGAGGCCUGGCUGGUUCUGGGGGUUCUUGGAGAAUCCGUUGUGUCUCUAUCAGACUCUGGUCGAGUCAGAAUAUCUCAUCCAGUUAACGGGACCCAAACUGUGAAGCCUCAACUGGAAAACCUAUCAGGCAGUCUGACUCCUGUGAUCUCUGUUACGUUGCCUAAACAAGGAAAAGUGUUAGUGGUGUCUAAAGAAGGAUUCCUCCACCAGAUUUCCCAGAUAGGUAAACACACUCCUGCUGAGUUCCCUCUGCUUCCUUCUUUACUGUCAGUUACUGAAGAUGAGAAAAUCCUGUUGGCAGGCAGUGAGUGGACUCUGAGCCUCUUCAACAUCCACAUACACUCUGUGGACAGAUUCCUCGAUCUCCAGCAUGAUGACACCGUUUUGUCUGCCUGCAUCUCUUCAGACUGCACACUGGUUGUCUCUGGAGCUGCAGAUCAGCUCAUACGAAUCUGGUCGGUCACCACUGGCACUCUGUUGGACACUCUGUGUGGUUCAGACGCUCCGGUCACAUGUGUACUUCUCUAUAACGGCUUUGUGGUUUCUGCCUCAACGGCUGCAGCCUCUGUCCAGCUAUGGAGUCUGAAAUAUGACCCUCGCCACAAACCCACUGCCCACAUCCCUGCUGGCUCCGCCCACGUCGCCAUCACCAAGGACACAGAUCGAGUUUUCUACGUCCGACUGCAGAGUCAGACGGAGGUGAUUAGCUGGAACAGUAUCACAGGUUCUCUAUCGGAGCGUCUGGCUGUCUCUGCUGAGGUUUGCUGCCUGGAGAUAGCUCAGCACAAACGUUUACUGCUCUGUGGCCUGACCAGCGGCACCGUCCUCAUCUACCCGUUAGCUCUGCCAGAGGAGACGCUCUGUAUCCCCCCUCCAGAGAGCCUGUCCAGGGUGCUCUGCCUGGCCGUCAGCAACCAGGAGAAGCACUUGGCGGUGGCCUACGAGGACUCGGUGUGUCUGUUCGAGAUCACCACCAGAGACAGAGACAGCUUCCCCACAGUGGAGGGGCCCCUGCAGAGGUUCCCCCUGUCCCUCCUCCACGCCCCGAUCUCCUCCAUGGCCCUGCUGCCCGACCGCAAGCUGCUGUAUGGGACGAGCUGUGGGGAGGUGCACCUGCAUGACUUCGACAGCGGCAGAAGCUCCAGCCUGGAGCCUCAUCGCAGCAGAGUGACCUGUGUGACGGGCAGUAACUGGGGGACUCACACUCUGGUGGGCUCCGAGGACGCCGUGCAGAGGCUGUGGGCCCUGAACCCACUGGCCUUGGACCACACCAUGGAGUACAAGGGUUUUUUCUUUGAGGGCGUCCUUUCUGCUGCAUUCUCAGACAGCGACCAGUUUGUCUUCACAGGGUCUCAGGACAAAACCGUCAAAGUCUGGGACGUGGCCUCAGGAAAGCUGCUGUACGUCCAGUACGUCUACUCCCCCGUCGUCCGGAUGGUGACCUUCAGGAACGGCUUCGUGGGCUUGUCUCAGCAGGGUUCUGUCAUCAAGGAGGUGUUCCGCUGUCCAGAACACAUCAGUCCAGACUACAACCCCCUGAGGAACGUCAAGGCCCAGUACCGGGUCACCUCCAGGGAGAAGAGCCGGGACGACAAGCAGAACUCUGUGUCCGACCUCCAGGACUUUAACCCUGCCCAGUUCAACCUGAACCUCCUGAGCAUGCUCAGAGCUAAACCCUCCUCCACCUGUCUCAUACUGUAGGACACUGGGGCCCAAGCUGUGGCUCCUGGACCCUUUUAUGGGGUCAAGGUUCUUAGAGGCCUCAAAAGAAAUUAGAUUUUUCUUUUAAUUAUUAAAAAAUAUUUUACUAUCACCAGAGUUAAUGUACAUGUUAUGCAGACACCUGCUAUCCUGUAAAAUGUUUGCACAUGUUAAUUUUCUAUGCAGCUAUUUAUCAUAUGAAAAAUAUACUAAAUAUCAGUUUUGGAUUGUAGAAGUCUCUUAUUUUAAUAACAUUAAAUACUUUAUUUGGCCUGUUGAAUCCAGCUGCAACUUAGCUAACCAAAAGCGUUUCCACUCAACACAUUUUGGCAAAACCAUACAUGUUUUAAAUAAAUGUUUGUAUGUGAUUUUUUUUUUAAUAGCAGUGACAGUACAGCUACUGUCUUCUCCAGAGACACACACAAGCUGUUCAGAGGAGUCUUUCAAGUCUGCAGGCCAGAGAUUCAGCGAUGGAAAGAAUGAUCACACUGGUUUCCUGUUUGCUGCUUGUUGUUGGAGGGGUGACGGCCCAGACAGGUCCCCCUGUGCCCAACAAUCGGCCCCUUCCUCAGUGGGGAGUUGGCCUCAUCGCCGUCAGUGGCUUCCUCUUCCUCAGCUUCGUUGUCUUGCUAGUGAAAAAGGCCUGGUUUGAGGACCCCAACAGGACGAGGAACGGUGUAGAGUCAGUGAGAGGCAAUGAUUUUGUAAUGAGCAACACCUUUAAGACAGAUGUGGGUGACAACAGGAGCAAAGCUGAUGUGAACACCUAUGACAACCUGGUGAUUGACAUCUCUGAGGAAAAACUUACCAGCAUGUGACCACCCAGUACGGAUCUUACUGCCUGUUUGUCACCUGUUGUCCACCAGCAAGUCCAGACAGACAGAAAACACACACAAAAUGAUAUUUAAUAUUUAAUGUUGUUGUUUUGUUGCUCCUGUCUUCUCAAACUGGAUGAGUGUACUAUAAGAAAUUGUAUCUGUGACUGAUUUCUCUUGUUUUUCCUGAAUCCUGAAAUGCAGCAAAGUGAUAAAUAAUUUAACAGAAAGUGUGAGAUUUUCUGAAUCAGUCGUGAUUGUUAGUGAAUCUGAUUGUCAACAUAUCUGUUACUGUAACAUCUUACUUAACUUAAUGUCUGACCCUUAAGUUUUGAGUUGAUUAAUAAGUUAUCUUGUCCAACAAA